AGACGUUCCUACCGGAGGUCACACUCACCGACUGGUUCCUCGUCAGCCUACCAACUGCGCGUCAGUACCAGAGGAUGUGCAGUCGUUUCUCCGCCGCCCCAUCCUCUUCGUGGCCAGCCGCCACCUCCCAGUCUCGCGGUACCACCAAAGGCCGCUCCUCGUUUGCUGGACGUUUUCAUCGCCCGGGUCGACCUGCAGCACCAUUCUCUCGACACUACAGUUCUUUCGAGUAUGGAGAGGACGCCUCGGUCGAGCUCGACCCUACCGUUGGGGACGCCCCCAAGGACAUCGAGCUUCGGGACGUCAUCCAGUACCACUUGGAUGACGACACUGUCCCGGUGGCCGAGCGCCUGCAGAUAGCCAUGUAUGCCAUGGGUCAUGCGCGGUCUCACCCCGACAUCGCCUUCACUUCCCCUCGUCAGUUUGUUCACUUCAUACGACAGGAGGACGUCAAGUUCUACUCAGUGAACGUCAUGGAUCUUCUUCGCUAUGAUCCACUUUGUCCCGAGGUUGAGCUCAUCUUUCUGGAGCCCGAUCCCCCUGACCCUUCCUCCAUCUUCGCGGCUCCCAUCUCUACGUCCACCCGUCAGCCUGCGGAUACCCCCACCACGUCCCAGGCCCCUGCGCCAUCGACUGACGAGUCCACACAUACGUCUCGUGCCGACGCAGAUGCUGAGGAACUCACACGGUUCACGACAGACUUAGAGCCGGUCGUUCGCUACCUGAUUCGAGAGUACCGCGACGUCUUUCCCCCGUAUUUCUCAUACAGCAGGAUUCCCCCGACGCGCGGUGUUGAGCAUUUUAUCCAGCUCGUGCCUGACUAUCGCGUUCACCAUCAGGCAUCAUACCGACUCUCGAUUCUAGAGGCGACGGAACUCAAGCGUCAGCUUGAGGAGCUCCUUCGACUGGGUUUCAUUAAACCGAGUAACUCUCCUUGGGGUGCAUCUGUCCUCUUUGCUCGCAAAGCAGACGGAACUCUCCGCCUCUGCAUCGACUAUCGCGGCCUUAACCGUUAUACGGUUAAGAACAGUUAUCCCAUGCCCCGCGCGGAUGAGUUGUUUGACCGUCUGGCAGGCAACUGUUUCUUCACGAAGAUCGAUCUUCGUAGCGGUUACCACCAGUCUCACCAGAUUCGUGUUGCCGCAGAGGACCAGCUGAAGACCGCCUUCCGGUCGCUCUUCGGCCAUUACGAGUUCACGGUGAUGCCAUUCGGCCUCACCAAUGCACCCGCCAUUUUCCAGACGGCGAUAAACGAUAUCUUCAGGGACAUCCUUGAGGAAUACGUUAUCGUAUACGUGGACGACAUCUUGGUCUACAGUCGUACCUUAGAAGACCAUAUCAGACACCUCCGCGAUGUCCUACAGCGCUUACGCAAGCAUGGCUUCUAUGCCAAGCUUAGUAAGUGCCGCUUUGCCCAGCGCAAAGUGGACUUCCUAGGACACCAUGUGUGUGACCAGGGUCUCCACAUGGACGACGAGAAGAUCACUGCUAUUGCAGAGUGGCCCGUCCCCACAUAUGCCAAGCAGCUUCGCAGUUUCCUAGACCUCACCAGCUACUAUAAUAAUUUCAUCCAGGGAUACGCUAGGUAUUCCUACGUCCUUACCUCCACCCUCCUCCGGAAGAACCCGCCGUGGUUUUGGACACCCCUCUGCGAGGACGCCUUCCGCGCCCUCAAGAAGGUGGUGACUUGUGUGCCGGUUCUUUGUCUCCCUGAUUUUGAUCGCCCCUUCAUCGUCACCACCAAUGCGUCAGAUUUUGCAGUAGGAGCAGUAUUUUCCCAGGUGUUUCUCUUUCCUUCUGAUUCACCUUAUCAACAUGUUUCUCCCUUCCCCCCCCCUCCUGCUGACACUGCUUCUCGACUGACGCCUAUCCUACCACCACUUCCCUCCACUGACAGUCCUCCCGUUACUUACUCCCCGACCAUCGCGGAGGAUGGGACUGUCAAGGCUCGUGCUGGGGAUUGCCCGAUCGCCUUCUACUCUCGUCAGCUACUACCUACCGAGAUAAACUACACUGCCGAUGAACGUGAGGUUCUCGCAGUAGUUUAUGCUACCCGGCAUUGGCGUCAUUAUCUGCUCGGGACGCCCUUCACGGUGCGCACGGACAACUCAGUUGUCCACGCUUUCCUCACGGAGCCCAAGCUCUCCCCUCGACAGGCACGUUGGUGGCAUGACUUAUCCGAGUUCAGUUUCACCACUCAGUCCAUCAAGGGUGAAACGAACCGCGUCGCCGAUGCCUUGUCCCGCCGUCUUGAUCACAAUCAGGAACCCAUCCAUCUUGCUGUCAUCUCCAUCACCACUGUUGAUCAGUCGAUGAUCGACGCAUAUCGCACCCAGUACCGUCACUGCGCGGAUUAUCGCUUCAUCCACGCGACCCUGCGGAGUGGUAAGACCGUUCCCUCAUACUCCCUCGGUGAGAACGGUCUCGUGUACUGGCAUGGCAGAUCUGGUCAGCUAGAACCACGUAUCUGCGUUCCCUCCACCGGACAGCUCCGCGUCCAGGCUGUAGCAGAGUUCCAUGACCAGGCAGUUGCCGGUCAUAUGGGCUUCCACAAGACGUUGGCUCGUGUUUGCCGCCUAUACGUCUGGCCGAAGUCCAAGGACUUCGUCAAAGCCUACAUCCAGGAGUGUCCUACCUGUCAGGAGGUGAACAGUGCGAACCACCUUCUGUAUGGGUUACUUCAGCCCUUACCCAUACCCGAGGGUCAUUGGCAGUCCAUCUCGAUGGAUUUCAUUGGUCCCCUCCGCCCACCCACUGAACGCGGUCAUGAUGCUAUCUUGGUCGUCGUCGAUCGCUUCACGAAGCGUGCACGUUUUGUCCCGUGCCUCUAUCGCAUUAGCGCUCGUGAGGUCGCCGACAUCGUCUUCGACUGAGUCGUGAGAGAUCACGGCUUACCUCAGAGCAUCAUCUCCGACCGUGACCCGCGCUUUACCAGCACAUUCUGGCGACGCCUACACGAG
Molecule: messenger RNA, 2960 nt
Organism: Chara braunii
Lineage: Eukaryota; Viridiplantae; Streptophyta; Charophyceae; Charales; Characeae
Source: the annotation of a GenBank genome assembly